This is a messenger RNA of Alligator mississippiensis (American alligator), 9196 nucleotides long. Its product is annotated as meiosis-specific coiled-coil domain-containing protein MEIOC-like. Gene Ontology annotation, biological process: male meiosis I; mRNA stabilization; meiotic cell cycle. The record is from RefSeq and is a predicted model, not a curated record. NCBI's taxonomy places the organism in Eukaryota, Metazoa, Chordata, Crocodylia, Alligatoridae. Bases 184 to 2964 code for a protein of 926 amino acids. The transcript has 8 exons. Gene Ontology annotation, cellular component: nucleus; cytoplasm.
GUGUAGUGUGUGUCCCAUGGCAGCGGCGUGCAAAGUGAGGUGGUGCAGCCGUGGCUUAGGCUUAGCAGGGUAUCGACUACGCCACCGGACUUCGUGGCCCGGGGAUAAGCUGGUGCUGCAGUGUCCAGGGUGUGCAGCUGGCUCGUGGCGAGUAAUACACACUGGGAUGGACUGGUUAAGCCCAUGCUUAAGAAUGUGAAUUUCUGUUUAUAUGGCAAUGAUGCAAACUUGGGAAAAGAGAAUUUAUAUUCUGACAGCAAGGACAUGGUCAAACAAAGUACCACCCUUGGUCAUUACAAUCCACAGGUAAACGGCAACAGACAAAAAAUGGACACUCAGUUAUUCUCUCCUUUGCUAGGAGGGAUUACUAGUACACCGCCACCUCUGGAAUCGUCCCGGUUAUAUAGUCACUGGUCCGUGUGCGGAGACGAUGCCAAUAAAACAACAACUUUACAAGACUGCACAAAAAAAAGGCCACAAAUAAACCUUUCUUACUCUGGCAACGGUCCAGAUAUGUUUGGGUUAGUGUCAAGCAUCUUAGAAGAGCCAAACAAGCCAGAACCAGUUACGGAUUGGAAUUCUCUUUCAAGACUGUUUCCACCCAUGUGGGCAUCUGACCUUGGAAACAACGGUGACUUCUCAGGGCUUUCUUCCAAACACUCUUUAGAAAGUAAGGAUUUUCCAAACCUGAUUGGUGCACCAAACUACUAUCAAGAACACUUGCAAAAGUCACCUGAUCUGGAAACUUUACACAGGGGGUUUGAGGACCUUCAUCUUAUAGAGUCUUGGCUUGCUCCCCCAGACCCUUCCACUCUGCCACCUGACAAUAUCUUGAACAUUUAUCCAGAAAAUUCUGCUUUUCAAAAUAAUGCCAUCAUUCAGCAAGAACAGUUUACAUUGCAAAAUUUAGAGUUUAAUCAACAUGUGUGCAAUUACGACAAGAUGAAAUUAAACGGGAACUAUGAAAAGAAUUGCUCCGAUUUUAGCACUUAUUCUUCUCAAAACAGAAUCAAAGAUGUCGCUAGCAUUCAGAAAGAGUAUUGGAAAACUGACCGAGCAAGAGGGAAACUUAUGAAAAAUGACACCCACGAGCAAACCAAGUACUCGCCUAAUUUAUCCAGUCCCCCUGUUGAUGGCACGUGGGACAAAGUGUCCCAGGAUAACCACAGGUUUCCUAAAAGAUAUGAAGACUUUACAGCUUCUCAUAAAUCUCAGCCACCUAUUCACUCAUCACAGUGUUUUUUCAAUCAGUCCUCAUCUACUAAGGAAAAUAGCUUUGUUGGAGUAGCAAACAAAAAAUCACAGGGAGCCCGUAUGCAAAAUGGCCAUAAUUGUUUCAAUUUGGGGGAAACCUUGAAUAACAACGAAUGUAAGAUCCAUCUGAAUCCUCAAGAAUGUUCUCAUAAACCCCCUGAAUAUGAUUUGUCUGUAAAAACUGUUCAACAAAAUGGAAAUUAUUCAUCUUACCAUGGGCAUGCGUGGCUAGAUGGUAAAAUCUUAAGUCCCACAACUGCAUCUGAUCUUGCAUACGGUAAGCAAAACCAAGUAGUAACAAGCCCACAGUCCUCUUCAGGGGUUUCAACUAUGUCCAGUGGAUCCCCCACACACCAGUCUGUAACCCAGGCCUCUUACUACUCUCAAGUGUCACCAGUACUUUCUGCACGGAAAGAUGGAAGGUUACAAGUAUCAAAUGGUAUUUCUAGUAAUAUGGGGAUUUCUAACUUUGUUGCAGAAAAUCAGAAGCAAAUUAAGCCUAUUGGGCAUUCCCAGCAUGAUUCGUUGGCUAGCAAGGAGGGGCAGUAUCGCAAAUUGCCCAUUAACUUUUCAUCCAACUGGUUAACACAACAGAACUCUAGAAGCGAAGAGUCGGAAAGGUAUCAUCGAGUUCAAAAAAAGCAAUGUCAAGACAGUAACAAAGAUGAUAAAAGAGGUGGUAGGAAAAAUUGGAUUCCCCACCCUGGAUACGCGACUGCAAAUCGUCAGCACUUCAACGUGCUCCGAAAGAGACAAGAGCAGAACGGUGGCAACAUGUCGGAUUUCAUCAAUCCUUCUUUUCUUCCCUCUUUCCCAUUAAUGUCUGAUUUUAAGCAGAAUCCCAGCUUUCCUCCAUUUAAUACCCACCCGUUUUCAUCAGCAAAUAAUUUUGCAUUUCCUCCUUCACCGUUUCCAUUUUCGGAACUUGUUGACCUCUUUCACUAUGAUGAUUUUAACCACUUGAAUCCCUUCAUUAAUGAUCUUCUUUGUGGGGAAAUAGCUGCACCAUACUUUGCCUUUCCAACACCUUUUAACAAGUAUAGACCUCCACGAAAUCGAAGUGGGCCUGCUAAUGAGCUUCACACGCGAUUGGAAGAGUGUUAUGAGCAGUGGAGAGCUUUGGAGAAAGAGCGGAAAAAGGCUGAGGCUGAUCUUGCAAGAAAUUUUCCAGGAAAGCGGGUAUCUAGCUCAAAUAACACUCCUGUUUCUCGACUUCCUGCUAACCCUUCAAGAGUGGAUCGUUUAAUUGUGGACCAGUUCCGGGAACAGGCCAGAGUACUCGCCUUAAUAGGAAAAAUGGAAAGGCUUCAAGGUAGUCCGGUCCAUGGUAACAUAGCUGCUACUCUGGAGCAUCAUUUAGAAGCCAUCCACGUUACACAAGCAAGGCGUAAGGAUGAGAUCGUUAAUGCUGCUAGUCUGCAGAGACAAGGAGCGCCUCGUUAUAAUAGUGAGAAAGAUGUCCUUGCUCUGGCAGUCGCCAUCAAAGAAUUAGCUGUCUCCACACGCAAGGCUCGUACCGCUUUAUGGUGCGCGUUGCAGAUGACUCUACCGCAAACCUCCUUGAGCAGUCCCGUAAAACAGGAGGAAGUUGAAAGGGUGCUGGAAGAGCUUUGCCCUAGGAGUGCAAGCACGCAAGAAAAAAGUGCGGGACACGAAGACAAGGGAAGCAAAGAAGAAAAACCUGAAGAACCAAUGCAGAUUUUUGAAUAAUAGCAAAAAAAUUACAAAAAAAAACAAAAGGGGGGAGAGGGAACGAGUGCAUUGUAAUGUACUAGACAUAUUUUUUUGCUAGGUUAUACAAAACGAGAAUAACAUAACCGAUCAGUACUGCAGUUUUAUUACUGUGAUUCUGGUGUCGCGACACACUACUUGUAAUAGUGUUACUGAAGUUUUAAUAUUGCUGGUAUACUGCAGUGUCUACUUCAUAAAAUAAGGAUUUUAUUAAGAAGGGGAACUGGGCAGGAGCUGAGCAUUUCCUUGACCACUUGCCCCAAGCUCUGUGUCGGUUAUGACUCAAGUCAUCAACUGAGUAACCAGUGAGUGGCUAGGCUAAUUUUUUCAUUUGUUAUACAAUGUAUCCUAUUUUAGAAAUGCCAUUUAAAAGUUAUUUUAUAGUUGUUGUCCUUUUAUUUUUUUGCAUCAUUAUGUAGUUCUUUUAAGUGCCAAAGUGAUUGCUAAAUAAUCUAAUUUUCUAUCCUGUCACUGCACACUGAAUGGUCCACACUUUUAUGCAUUAUUAUUGUGACAGGGUGUCUAAUCUUUCAGGUAAUUGCCAAAAGCAUGAUGAGAAUAAUCGGUGUUUAAUGAUGCUUCAGCAAGUUGUGCUGCCAAUCUAAACCAAAUUUUCCCACGGAGUUGUCCUUGUUACAAAAUGUUAGAUUUAAAAAAUGAUGGAGACUUUAGAGUUGUAUUAAAUGUUACAUUAAGAGAGAUGUUGGCAGGUGAUAUAAAUGUAUCACUCAGGAUUAGAAAAGUUAGGUUUACUGAUGCCUCGAUGGGUUAAAAAGAGUAACAAUAUAAUUUAGUAUGCACUUAAUUGAAAUGAUGUGGUUAUUAACAUACGUUUAUGGUACUAUAAUUUUCUGAAACAUUCCAUAUUUAUUUUAAUGUUUUAAUUGUAUGUUUAUUUAAAAAUCUAUUUUAGUAAUAUACAGUUGGGUCUUUUGCCAAACCUUCCUAAUAAUCAUAAUUAACGAUUUACUCAGGAAAUAUGUAUAUUAUAUAUAAAUAUACACAUGGUAUUUAGGGAUUUUUUGGGGGAAGAGAUGUUUGCAAAAUAUUUACAUAAAGCUAACUAUAUACUAGGUUACCAAAGCUGUUUAACUGAUUUGUUUUAGCAUGAGAAGAUUUCAUAUAUUUAAUUGCUAUUACUAGUCGUCAUCCUGUGGCUUAGACAAUCAGAAGUGUUAUGUAUCAAUGUGAAUGUACAGGGUGAGAAUUAGAAAAGGAAGAGUAAUUCACGUUUUGUUCUUAUUGCACUAAUUAUAAGUAUUUUAAUGCUUUAACAAUCGUGUCUUAAUGUUAGAUUGUCUCUUAAAAUGUACUAAUAACCAAGUAAUGGUCUUAGGUGUUAGUAUGUUGAUGGACAGCUUUUGAAGAGCAGCUCGUGUUUUAAAAAUAAUUAUGCUGAGGAUAGCAGGAAAGGCUGAGAGAUUCCAGAAGAGAAUUGAUCUGUGGUCCAUAAUGUUAUGAUGUUGAAUUUUGACUUUACGCGUAAAUGCAGAAUCCUGUUUCCACAUAUACGUACCUGCUAAAUAUUUCAGACAGUCCGUAGUUUUGGACCUGUGAAUGUUUUGUUUUUUGGUUUUUCCCAGAACAGAUGUAGUUUCAUAGUACCGUUAUUAACAGGGAUGAGGCAAUGAAUGCGCAGUUGUGUAGAAGAAGCCCCGUUUUGACCUGCUGAGUAAAAAUGAAAAGAAAAAAAGAAAGAAAUGUGAUUGCAACUAUGCUCCGUGUUUUGUAAGGAAAACCCAAUUCAGCUCACCUGGAUAUUUUUUCAGUCUUAGUCUAAACCUACAAGUCCGUUGUAAAGAGAGUUAGUUCACUGCAGUGCGAGUGGGUUUUCUGCAUGUGCGUGUGCAGUUUUAUUUGCACAAAUGAAUUUCAGAAGGUCAAAUAGGCUUUUGUGAGAAGUUAGCUGUAGUCUGUAGUCUGAAAGAACGCCCGAGUUACAGUAUUUGAGUUACUGAUGGGAUUUACGUGUUUGAUUUUGAUGAUUAUUAACAGGAAAUCAGAGUUUGAGCGUCUUGAUUUGCAUUUCUGUUUACAGAAUGUUUCUAGUUCUGCAGGAUUGUUUUGUAGUAGUGAAUGUAUCGGACAUACCAAGUCCUUGUAUUUUUUUGUGUGUUGUUUAUUAUCGUGAAGGAAUGUGGUCUUAAUUGGUUCCUAAUAUAGUUAACGUGCCUUUUAACAGUCUUAUUUUUCAAAAACGGUAAGUAACUGUGUAUGCUCACUUCGGCUUUCUAUUGCAAUUUAAUAAUACAUUUAAAGGGGUUACAAUGUAGCUGCACUUGACUAUAGCUAAGAAGUAGCAUAUAUCAAUAUUGUUCUUGCAUAAUGUUCGAUUUGUCCAGUUAUUGGGAUCUUUUAACAACUGUAAAGCACCCUAGCUGUUGAGAUUUUGCCACGAGUCAAACGUAUUAAUAACCGAUCUCGGUUGCAACCAGUGUGCUUGCUUAAUUUGUUUUGACUUGAUCUGCUUGUUUCUUCAUAAAAACGAAGUAUGCGAUGGACAUGUUAGCAUGGAAAUGUUUUUCUGUGCGUUUCUUGCAAUACUCUAACAAAUAGCAGCAAUAGAAAUGCGGACAGCAAAACGGAACUGCUCGAAUGUCUUCAUUCUGUGCGUGACGUAUCCCAUACGCUCGUGUUUCAGGGGAAAACGAGUCUUUUGUAAAUGGACCAGUUUGCAUUCAGGGUUGCAGUCCCCUGAACACCCCUAGUAUUUCUAGGUGAUUUUAGCGCUCCACUUGACAGUGAAAUACAAUUAACGUAAGUAGCGGGUCUGGUCUCCGCGAGAAUAAGUAUUGCGGCCUUGUUUGCUUCGUGGCUAAUCCUAUUCUUUGACUUCAGUGGAAGCAGGAUUGGGUUAGUAAGAUCGCAGUCUUGAUUAAACUAGCCGUUGAUUUGCGUGAUAUUUGGGGGUGGUUUGGUUUUGUUUGUAAAACCAACAAACACAUGGUGAAUUUUCCAUUUUGCAACGUUUCCACCCGUCUUGGAAAGAGUUUUUUAUUUGAUUGGCUUGCGCAAUUAGAAUUGGUGGAUGAGAUGGGAGGAAAGAUUUGCUGCCAGCACUAAUUGAGAGCAACCGAAUAUUACGAAGCCUCUCAAUUGUAAGAGUGCAGGCUGUUUAGAAAAUGAUUUUUCAAAUCAGGGUCAUUGCAAUACAGGUGUAUGUAUUUUGAUAAAAUAAAGGUGACCUUUUUGAUUUGGAGAUCCCAAAUCAUUAAUACAAUAUAAAGCAUAGGCUUGAAGAUUGCAGUUUGUUGGGGACGUAACAGAAGUGAAACUAGUGGUGGUUCUGUCUUAGCAGCCCCGCGGGGAGCAUCCGCUCUGCCCACUGCAACACGAGCACGCUUGUGCCCGUGGCUGUACCUCUACCUCUCCUCGGCACCCCUAACCUUCUUGUGAUGAUUGAGGUAUUUCGACAGAACUACUAUAAAGAUCUUACUAAUAGGAUCAAUGUUAUUUGUCACUAAUUACUGUGUUGCUAAGGAAGAAGUGCUGCCCUGCGGAGCGGUGUCCUAACAGGGGAAGACUUCCAGGAUUCAGAUGGGUUGCACCAGUCUCGUGCUCCCCACGUGUUGAUCCUGCUGCUCUUCCUCUCCGCGUGCCGCAAUACAGCUGUUAGAAAGCACGUCUUCUACGUGAUAGUGGAUGGGUCGAAUGUCCCAAACGGUCGAUUUUACGUUUAGCACAAAGCUAACAUUUUUUUACCUGAUGCCUCUUUAAUCUUGGUUCUCCUCUGCCCGAAAUCCUAGCAUUCGCCUCGACUCGGGACACAGGGUUAUGAGAGGCCACAGCUACUGCUUGUCACUGGAGUGAGGCUAUGAACUUGAAUGUGUGGGUUGUAUUACUACUGAAAGGAAGAAUAAAACCACUCCAACCAGUAUAAUUAAAAAAAUCCCAAAACAUAAGAUUGCAUUUGUCAUUUUCUGCCCUGUUCUGAAACCUGGAUUUUGUUCUCUCCCUGUUCUGGGGAAGUUGUGAUGUCUUAAGAGAACAACCUAAAAAAUAAGAGAACUGCUUUCAGCCGGCCUGAAGAGCCUGGUUUUUUAUUCAUGAUAUUGCAUUAAUUUUUUUUUCUUCAUUCUCCCCCUCCAUCUUUUUAAGACAUCGCUGUUCAUUUUUUUUUAAAGGCUUCAGUUUAGGACUCGCCCACCCCCUACACCAGAUUUUGCAAGAACCGACCUCCAUACCGAAAGCCAGCAGGGAGCACAACGCGGGUAUUUUAUGUGAUCGUAGUAGAGAGCUGCAUUUCAUGCAUCUCUUAAAACUGUAUGUUGAGUCGUGAUUCGGCUCCAUAGAAAACGGGUACAAUCCUGCUUCCAGGGAAGUCAUUAGGUUUGCCAGCUUUUUAUUUCAGUUGAGCUUUGUGUUUUAUGACCUGAGAUGUUAAUCUGAGAUCGCAUCGUUUUGUGCAUGCAAGCUUUGCAGUUCCCCUUUGACUGUUCGGUAUCAAGAAAUUCCAGAAAAAUAUGCAUUCCCCGUGUCGUUGAGAGUAUCCGUACCACGGUAACACAUUGGAAUUGGAAACGCAUUUUGCUUUUGUGCAAAGCUGGGGAAUGCACCUUCUGUACACGCUUUGGCUAAGUCGAGUCUAUAGGCGGCCGAGAAUUUUGCACCUUGUUUAUACUGAUUUGCCUGGAUAGAAAUACAGCCUUAACCAUGGUAAGAUCUUGACUUGUCUCCAGUGCAGUUUAUCCGUCUCAAUCACCAGCACUUUUCUGUUUUGUGAAGUUUAUGUACAAUUAUGAAAAGAGAAAUUGUGCAUCUAUGAAGUUACUUUAUAUUAUAAAUUGUUUUACAGUUUGCUUUUAACAAACACUAUUGCUUUUUAUUUUAUUUUAUUUUUCGGACAGGACAGUCGAAUUGGUUUAUAUAUAACACGGUGAUGUUUUUCUUUAUUAGCAAUACUAUAAUUAAAGGUGCAAGAUAAGGUGCAUUUUAAUGUACUUAUUUAACUUUUGUUGUUAGAAGUAAAAAAAAUAACAAUGUGUGGGGUAAACCAGCUUAUAGCAGCUUUUUUUUUCUUAAAUGGGGGAACUGGAACUCUAAAUCUUCUUUGCUGCUUAUUUGCCAAUAAGCUUUAAAAACCAACAUAUGUGCAUAGACUAGAGAAUGAGAGAAGGAGUAGACCAGUGUCGACUUAAGAAAAUCCGUUGCCAGAUAAAGGUUGCUUUACGUUUUUUACUGUAUAUAAUACAACUGGUUUAACACUUGUUUUUGCACAGUAAUAAUGAGCAUAGUUUUUUCACAAGAUUAGGCUAUUUCCAAUAUAUAUGGGGACAAAUAAGUUUACUUUUAUUUUUUAUGACAAAUAUAAAAAGAUUAAUAGUGUCUAUAUUUUAAUAUACUGUUUGGUGUCCAAAGUAUAUCUUUUACAUGUUGGUCAAACACAUUAAACUUAAAAACAGAUUUUUACACUGCUAGUGAAAUAUUGCUGACAAGAAGAGAGUUUUUGCGAGCUGCUCCGUUUAGUGGACCCAACAGAAAUAUGUGCAAGUACAAUUUAGCUGAAAAUAUAAGAUGUCAUUUGUUAGUUAUACAAGACUUUAAUCAUAGUCGAUUUUUUAGGCUCAUUUCAGUGUUUCUGUAGACGACGGAUAUUUGGUGAACGCUGCAAAAAUCUCACUUCUACCUCUUGUGUAACACUAAACUUAAAAAAAAAAGUUAGUUAUACUACACAGACUUCUGUUGGGAUAGGCUUUGCUAAUAUAGGAAGUGGGUACAUCUCGUUUUGUGAACCCGAGGUGCAUUUUUUUUUCUGUAAAUCGCUUGUAUUACGUGGAGCCGCCAGGAUGCCUCAUGGCCGGGGCUGGGUUGUAUUCACUCGUGUCAAGUAGCCUACCACGUGAGCUGCGUGCAGUUCUCAUAUUAAGAAACUGGUCCAAGAGCAGAAAGAGAUGCUAAGGUUUGUUACAUGUAUGAAAUUCUCAGAUGUAUGAGACUUCUGUAAUAAAUCACGGCCAGUGUAAUUUUCUAGUAUUUUAUGUAUAUAAUUGAUUUUUUUUUUUAAUUUAAAUAAUCAGUUAUGUUGUAUGUAUGUGCCUAAUAAAUAGUUACAGCCGUUGUUUUGUUCAGUUGAACUUAUGUUAAUUAUCAGCUUCUGUCCUUCGUGUGAUUUUUUUUCCUCCUGUUUUGUAAUUCAGCACUGAAAAGACCUGUUGUGUGUUCUGGAUAACACUUGCAGUUAUGAAAAUAAUUAAAGUACAUCAUAUUUUAA